AGUCAAGGUGUCUGGAAAGCUUCUGCCUGGAUUGGAAGAGAGUGGCAGUGUUGGGAGUGCCCAGGCAGUUAUCCAGCCUUCCAGGGCCAGAGCUUGUGCAGAAACCAUUUCCAGGCACAAUACAGGUCCUCACUGACCUGCCCUCACUGCCUAAAGCAAAGCAACACAUUUGAUCCCUUUCUGUGCAUCUCCUUGCCCAUCCCCUUACGGCAGACCAGACCUCUGAAUGUCACUCUCGUCUUCCAGUCCAAGAGCCAACGAUUUGUGCGUGUGGGCCUGGCUGUGCCUCUCUUCAGUACUGUGGCAAAGUUGAGGGAAAUGGUGGCAGAGGAAGGCAAGAUUUCAUCUGAGCAGGUAAUCCUGGCUGAGCUAGGCCGGUCAGGAUUCCGGUGUUCCUUCUCAGAUGAUGAGGAUCUGAAUACCAUUGCAGAGGGUGACAACAUUUAUGCUUUCCAGGCUCCGCUGUCCUUUAGCAGGGCCAGCUCUUCCCACCUCUCAGGUUGUCCCCAGAGCCUCCCAUCCUCUCCCAAUGUUUCUGACCCAGAAGGACAGCGUUUAGUCCAUAAUGGGACCAUUUCUUCAGAGUACUUGCAUCAUGGUGGAGGUGGCCGAAUCCUCCUCCUUAUCUGUAAUGUUGCUGGUGCAGGGCAACAGGCAGUGAGGUUUGGCCCUCCAUUGCUGAUGCGGGAGGACAGAGUCAUGUCAUGGGAUCAACUGCAGCAGUGCAUCCUGUCUAAAAUGCGAUAUCUGAUGAGAAGGGAGGCCCAAGUGCAGGCUACUGGGAAUCUAUUCCAGGUUCGUGUAGUUGGUGGCUCUACUCUGAACAGUUACCUCUCUCCUCAGGACAGUUGGCCUCUCUACCAUCCAGCCAUGGACAGAGCGCUACAGUUUGGUGGCCCUGGUGGCCCUGCUCAUGUGAAGUUGGUAAUUGAAUGGGAUGUGAACACCAAAGAAAGCUUGUUUGGGAACAUCCAAGAAGAAGUGGUUCAGGAUGCAGAAAGUGUGAAACUGAAGCAACAGCUCCAUCUGCAGCAACAUAGCUGCACCCUGGAUGAAUGCUUCCAGCUGUACACCAAGGAGGAACAGCUGGCCCCCGAUGAUGCCUGGCGCUGUCCCCACUGCCAGGUACUUCAGCAGGGUAUGGUCAAGCUCAGCCUGUGGACUCUACCUGACAUCCUCAUCAUUCACCUGAAGCGCUUUCGGCAGGUGGGAGAGCAGCGCCACAAGCUCUCCACGCUUGUGCGCUUCCCCCUGUGUGGGCUUGAUAUGGCUCCCCAUGUGGCCAAGCGCAGCCGUGGCAGCAAGUGGGGCCCCUGGAAACACCCUACACCAGAAAGCAGCCAGUGCAACUUCCUCUAUGACCUCUAUGCCGUCUGCAACCACCAUGGGAGCAUGCAGGGUGGGCAUUACACAGCAUACUGCCGCAACGCCUUGGAUGGUAACUGGUACAGCUAUGAUGACAGCACCGUAGAAGCCGUCUUGGAAGAUGAAAUCAGCACGCGGGGUGCCUACAUCCUCUUUUAUCAGAGACGCAGUGUGGUUCCAAGCUGGUCUGGAGAAAGUUCUGUCAGAGGUUCCACCAGCAGCUCCAUUUCUGAACACUGGCUGGCACGGCUUGGUGGAAGCAACAAGCGAGAGAGCCAAGUGUCCCGGAACUCUGUGACAUGCCCAUCCCUGCCAAAAAUGCCAGACUCACCUACUGCCACCAAUAUCAGCAGCAACCAGGAGAAAGGUGGCUUUGAGUCACGCCCUCUGGUGCGUGGUGUACAAGGCAGGAGUCUCAGCCUGAAAGCUUCCCCCAGUAAAGCUAAGCUGGGAGUUCCCAAGCCCGUGCCCUUGCGCUGGUCUUUCAACUCCAAAGAGUGGCCAACAGAACCUUCUGGGGAGCUUGUAGAAUACCUGGAGUCUGGCCGCAGGCCUCGGUUCACAAAUGAGUCCAUUGUCCCUCUUAUGACCAAAGAAGGGGAGGACAUCCUAGAUUCUUCGCUCAGCAAAGCCAAACAAAAUCAUGUGCUGACAGGCCUGGGGAAGAAUGAGAACCACGGAAAACCAUCCAUGAUGGUGGAAAACCCAAGCAGCCUAAAGAGAUCAGGAAAGCCAAAGGAGGAUGUAGGUGAGCAGCCACGGACACCCAAGAAACUGGUGCUUUCUCUCAGCACAGUACCUCCAAUAAAAGAUGAAGAACCUAAGACUAAGGCUAAUAUCAAUGGGACUGCCUACACUGGUACAAACCUUCCCCUCUCUGGCUAUCAACCCAAGGGUAGGGUUAUCCCUGACCCAAAGGAGCUGGAGAGUGAGAAACACUCAGAGGGAAAACUGGCCGUUUUCAGAGCUGGCUUUCUGCGGAGAGACCCCAAGCGGCACAGUGAGUCUGACAGGCAUAGGGUCAUGACACCAGUCAUGGCCUCCUCCCGAGCAUCCCUCUCUAAUGGGACUUUGACUUCUGUCACUGGCACUAGGGCAAACAGUGCUUUGUGUCGCAGCUCCACAGACGGUUUGCCCAAUGGGCGGAUCUGCCGUUCUGAACUAGACAUCAAGCGUGCUCAGAGCUCCUGCAGCAGCAAGGGAAGGAAUGACUGGUGGCUGAGCAGGUCAACCACCCUCUGCAAGGCAAACAACAGCAUCUCCUUGCAGGGUUCUACACCACCACUAACUCUAGAUGGGAUCUCUUGUGGCACUUUCCAGCGGGCCAGGUAUCACACAGCAUCCCUGGGUAGGAGAAUCCCCGUGCCAGAAUCCAGCUUCUGAACUAGUCCGAUGUUCCAUCUGGAUAUACCAAAAUAGUGGCAGUCCUUGGUGCUUGUAAGACCUUGAGGCCUUUGGAUAAGAACUAUUGAUUGCUUGAAAGCAUGGUCGGUGCUUGCUUCCUAAGGGAUUUUCUUUCAGCCAGGCUUUAUCCAUCCCAAGGGUGCUCAAUAACACCAUUGCCUUGUCUGGGAUUGGAAAUACAACAGGGAUUUGUGGACAUGGGUUCAGAAAAGGAUCGAUAUAAAAAAAUGUCAGGAGAGUGCUAGAAUUAAAGUAUUUAUUCUAUACAGUGACAUAGUUUAAUUGAUAAUAAUGAGAGGCUGUGUUGUUUUGUGACAGCGGUUAUUUUGGUACCAAGUUGUGGGGAGAAGAAGAAGAGGGGAGAAUCUCAUUGCUCUCUAUGCAAUAAUCCCAAUUUUUCUAUUUUCUGCAAACCUUUAGGUUUUACAGAUCUAUUUGUUAUUAAAAUUGUCUCAAAUGA
Molecule: messenger RNA, 3229 nt
Organism: Sceloporus undulatus (fence lizard)
Lineage: Eukaryota; Metazoa; Chordata; Lepidosauria; Squamata; Phrynosomatidae
Gene: USP43
Product: ubiquitin specific peptidase 43
Exons: 14
Biological process (GO): protein deubiquitination
Molecular function (GO): cysteine-type deubiquitinase activity
Source: RefSeq, a predicted model, not a curated record